UUAUGCGCCGGUAGUGAGCAACGCGGGAGAUUGAAAAACGUAAACAAACAACUGUCGCCGUGUUGAGGAUAACUAGCUAAUUUAGCUAGCUACAAGUUCGGCAAUAUGUUGAAAAAGGUAUCCAAGGCUACAUUAAAGUCUCUAAUGAAGAAGAAAGCCCACAUUCGUGUAGGCACAGCUGCAGAUGCAAUGGUUGAGCUGAACGUGCUGCUAUUUCUGCAUAGCCUCGCAGAAGAGUCGAGGACGAAAGCUUUUGAGGAGAAAUCGGCUACUAUCAAAGCUCACCACGUCAAAGCAGUAUCCAAGAAACUGCUGAAACGAGCCCGAGGGUGAAGGGGAGAGACCUUUCUAAAACAACAUGAUUCAACAACUGAUUUUAUUAAUAGUCUGAUUGGCCUGAAUUAAAUAUUGAACCUAUA
Molecule: messenger RNA, 419 nt
Organism: Coregonus clupeaformis (lake whitefish)
Lineage: Eukaryota; Metazoa; Chordata; Actinopteri; Salmoniformes; Salmonidae
Gene: cenpw
Product: centromere protein W
Exons: 3
Coding region: 106-333 (75 amino acids)
Biological process (GO): chromosome segregation; mitotic cell cycle; kinetochore assembly
Cellular component (GO): kinetochore; nucleoplasm
Molecular function (GO): protein heterodimerization activity; DNA binding
Source: RefSeq, a predicted model, not a curated record